AUGAAUUUCACAUCGUUUGGUAGCGAAAACUCAGGAACUCAGGUGGGGAUCAACCAUGGUCGGAUAACUCAGAACUAUUUCUCAUCUGACCAACAGGGGACCUCAAAGCAGGAUAGAGAUAAUGAGAUACUUGAGUCACUGGCGUUCCCGCAGAUGCUUGACAGGAGGGAUAAUAUCGAGCCAUGCCACACGAAUACUUGCAAAUGGAUUUUAGACCUGGAAGAGUACCAGUGCUGGAAGAACCAGUCCCACGGUCUGCUCUGGAUUAAGGGGAAGCCAGGUGCUGGAAAGUCGACCUUGAUGGUAUUCCUGCACGACAAACUUCAAAUAUCACAGGACGAUCGUCCCGGUAUUCGCCUCGACUUUUUUUUCACCGCUCGGGGUACAGAAAUGCAACGUACACCACUAGGCAUGCUGAGGUCUUUACUGAACCAGAUUUUCAACCGCGACCCGACUGUACGCCCUCAGAUUCGUGAGAUAUACGACCGGCGAUGUCAACAGUUUGGGUAUGGCAAACGUCAGUGGCAAUGGUCACAGAUGAUGCUAGAGGACUUACUAGCAAGUGCCAUUUUGACAUCAGCCAGCCGACAGCACGUGGUCGUUUUUGUGGAUGCUCUAGACGAGGCUGGGGCUACGUCUGCUCAGCAGCUGGCAGGAUAUUUUCAUCGACUUGUUGGUCGCGCCGAGAAAAGGAAGCUAUGCAUCCAAGUCUGUAUCUCAUGUCGACACUAUCCUAUCAUGGAAAGUGGCCAGGCUAUAGAGAUAAAGGUCGAAGCUCAUAAUCAGCAAGACAUUUCCAGCUAUAUUCAGGAUAAAUUGACCAAGACAGAGGCCGAAGAGAGCGCCGACCAGAAGAUGAUGGAAAUGCUAAUCGAGCAAUUAACCCAGCAAGCGAAUGGAGUCUUUCAAUGGGUUCAUAUUAUGAUCCCCCUCAUCGAGCGGAAGGUUUCUGAAGGCGAAUCGUUUGACGACAUCUAUUGCUGGUUACGUGAGGUCCCAGCUGGCCUGGAAGAUGUUUACGCGUAUAUUCUGAAUGACGUGAUAGAAAAGAGAAACCGCGAGCAGUCAUUUGUCUUCUUUCAAUGGGUAUGUCUGGCUGAGCGACCCCUCACUGUGACCGAGAUGCGGUAUGCUCUAGUGGCUAAGAAUGUGCGGGAACCACUAUCUCCAAAGAAAUGGGAAAGGAUCUCCGGUUUCAUUGAAAGCAACGAACGAAUGCUACGAAGGAUCAAUGCUCUUUCUGGUGGACUAGCCGAAGUAAUCACAAGCGGGGAUAACAGUGAGACCGUACAAGUGGUACACCAGUCGGUCAAUGAUUUCUUGCGUACGAAAGGGCUCAGGAUUCUUUGCCAAAAUAUCGGUAUGAGCAUCUCGUCCAUGAACGAGGAUAAGAUCCUUUCUCAAUGCCAUGCAGCCCUCUACCGGUCAUGUUUAGUGUAUCUUGCAACAGCCCAUAUUCCGGCAGAAAGUCAAGAGUUAAAAAGAAAUAAAGACGACCUUAUCCAAGAUCAUCCGUUGCUUGAAUACACCACAGUGAAUCUCUUUAUUCAUGCGGAAAAGGCUGCUGACUCUCGAUCCGACAUAUUUCAGAACGAGAAGGAUGUCCUCCAAGGAGUGCUUUGUCAACGCACAACACUGUUACAUAUGGCUGCUGCUGCCAAUCUCAUGGAUCUCAUAGAGCCUGCUGUGUCGGAUAUCAAGGAUGUCGAGAUAAGGAAUAGAGAUGGAGAUACAGCGUUACAUUUGGCAGCCCGAUGGGGUCAUGUCACAGCCGGCAAAAUACUCCGGAGGAAGGGAGCAGACCAAGUGACAAAGAACUACAGCAGCAAGACACCAUUGGUCGAGGCAGCCAGUGGAGGACACAUACAAUUUGUUGAAUGGCUCUUAGAUGAGGGCAUGAAUCUGGACAUGAAAGGAGAUAGAGGCGCGCUACAAGCAGCUUCUUUGGGAAGCUAUGAGAGUGUUGUGGAGAUUUUGCUCGAAGCUGGCGCUGAUGUCAACGCCCAGGGUGGUGGAUACGGCAAUGCCCUACAGGCUGCUGUAUACAAUGGAAGCCCUGAGACUGUACAGAUACUGCUCAGAGCUGGCGCUGAUGUCAACGCCCAGGGUGGCUACUACAGCAAUGCUCUACAGGCUGCUGCAUACAAUGGGAGCCCCGACACUGUGCAGAUAUUGCUCAGAGCUGGCGCCGAUAUCAACGCCCACGGUGGUGAAUUCGGCAAUGCCCUACAGGCUGCUGCAUACAAUAGAAGCCCUGAGACUAUACAGAUAUUGCUCAGAGCUGGCGCCGAUGUCAACGCCCAGGGUGGUGAAUACGGCAAUGCCCUACAGGCCGCUGCAUCUAGAGGAAAACUUGAGACUAUACAGAUACUGCUCAAAGCUGGCGCCGAUAUCAGCGCCCAGGGUGGUAGAUUCGGCAAUGCCCUACAGGCCGCUGCAAUUAAAGGAAAUCUUGAGACUAUGCAAAUACUGCUCAGAGCUGGCGCUGAUGUCAACGCCCAGGGUGGUCACUACAGCAAUGCCCUACAGGCCGCUGCCGCUACAUUCAAUGCAAGGCCUGAGACUAUACAGAUACUGCUCAAAGCUGGCGCCGAUAUCAGCGCCCAGGGUGGUGCAUUCGGCAAUGCCCUACAGGCCGCUGCAAUUAGAGGAAAUCUUGAGACUAUACAGAUACUGCUCAGAGCUGGCGCCGAUGUCAACGCCCAGGGUGGUGAAUACGGCAAUGCCCUACAGGCCGCUGCAUCUAGAGGAAAACUUGAGACUAUACAGAUACUGCUCAAAGCUGGCGCCGAUAUCAGCGCCCAGGGUGGUAGAUUCGGCAAUGCCCUACAGGCCGCUGCAAUUCAAGGAAAUCUUGAGACUAUGCAAAUACUGCUCAGAGCUGGCGCAGAUAUCAACGCCCAGGGUGGUUACUACGGCAAUGCCCUACAGGCCGCUAUCGCUACAUUCAAUGCAAGGCCUGAGACUAUACAGAUACUGCUUAGGGCUGGCGCUGAUGUCAACGCCCAGGGUGGCGAAUACAGCAAUGCCCUACAGGCUGCUGCAUACAAUGGAAACCUUGAGGCUGUGCAGAUAUUGCUCAGAGCUGGCGCCGAUGUCAACGCCCAGGGUGGUGAAUACGGCAAUGCCCUACAGGCUGCUGCAUACAAUGGAAGCCUUGAGACUAUACAGAUAUUGCUUAGAGCUGGCGCCGAUGUCAACGCCCAGGGUGGUGAAUACGGCAAUGCCCUACAGGCUGCUGUAUACAAUGGGAGCCCUGAGACUGUACAGAUACUGCUCAGAGCUGGCGAAGAUGUCAACGCCCAGGGUGGUGAAUACGGCAAUGCCCUACAGGCCGCUGCGUUUAGAGGAAAUCUUGAGACAAUGCAGAUACUGCUCAGAGCUGGCGCCGAUGUUAAUGUCCAGGGUGGUAAAUAUGGAUCACCUCUUUUGGCGGCUAUCCAUGAGGGCUAUGUUGAUGAAGUUCAAAUUCUUCUACACGCUGGAGCUGAUCUACUGCUUGCAGAUGAGCUCGGCUGCACUCCUCUUCAUAUUGCAGCUUCAAGAAACAUGCUCCAGAUAUUCCGUCGGUUCCCACAACUAGCGUCAGCACUCAACAACCUUUUGCGAUUGCCCUUCUCGAUUCUGGUGCUGAUCCUUCCCUCCCAGAUGGUUAUGGCCGACAUAUAA
This is a messenger RNA of Penicillium coprophilum, 3669 nucleotides long. Its product is annotated as ankyrin repeat domain-containing protein. Gene Ontology annotation, biological process: innate immune response. The record is from RefSeq and is a predicted model, not a curated record. Bases 1 to 3669 code for a protein of 1222 amino acids. The transcript is spliced from 5 exons. Gene Ontology annotation, cellular component: cytoplasm. Lineage: Eukaryota; Fungi; Ascomycota; Eurotiomycetes; Eurotiales; Aspergillaceae. Gene Ontology annotation, molecular function: protein binding.